AUGGAAACCACUCCAUUGACGCAAGAUUUGACUGCAGAGGAAGAUGAGCCGAGUUCUGCGCAAAGGUCGCACUUGGCCUGGAGGCUACUUGCCUUGGUGCCACUGGCGAUCAUUGCUGCUUUGAUUUCCAGAGGUACAACUUCUUUUACAUCUGCGCUGCGGCUUCGAGGUCUCUCAAAGACUCUUGGUCUUUUCGUCCCUACAUCCAGCGACGAGGGCAAUGGCAUGUUGCCGAUGAACAAUCCAGAUGAAGAGCAGAAUCCGUUUCUUCAUCCAGCCUCAAAACCACCCGACCCAGGAUUUAUCCCCUUGCCGGUGCUUCAUCGUGGCUACGACUGCUGGCAGCCCUGCCUUGGAGCUGGCACCUGUACCGAGUUCUGUGGACCUGGCAAUGCCUGUUGCCGGAAGGGAGCCGAGAAUGAUCCACCAGAAUGUGCAAAGAUCACGGAUUUUUGGACCAACCAUCACGAGUGCGUCCGGCCGGUGGUGAAGGUGGAGGACCAUCACUUUGGUCAGGACUGUUGGGAGCGCUGUCAGAUUGGUGGGGAUUGCGCAUGGUGCGGAGGAGGUCAAGCAUGCUGCCGAAAGAACAGUACCUUGGACCCUCCAGAGUGUCACGGGGUCGUUGAUUGGCCCACCGAUCGACAUCACACUUGUGUGACACCGAUGAAUGAUGUGCCCGUGAAGCAUGAGGGACAGGACUGCUGGGAGUUUUGUGAGGGCAAGGGUAACUGCAAUUGGUGUGGACUGGGCAAUGCAUGCUGCCGCUAUGGAGAUGAGUUUACGCCGCCGGAAUGCCGAGCAGUGAUCUACUACUCUUCAAAGGAGCAUCACGUUUGCGUGAAGCCGAGCUUUCCUCGACCCAUGACCUUGCCGGGACGCCCCAGGGUCAAAGAGAAGGAAUGCCGUCCUGGCUUGGUCAUGGGACCUUUCGGCUGUUUGCCAGCGAGUAAGCCGCAGCUGGUGACCUUUUACGCCUACAGGCUGGGCGAUGGGUCCUGGACCAAUGCCAAUCUUGGGAGCAUAGGUGCAGUGAUGUACUCACUCCACACGAAGAUCUUGGGAUGUCCACGAUAUCAUGGGAUUGACAGGAUUCAUCGGCUGAAGGUCACCAUGAAGAACACGGAGGAGAUGUUCAGGCAGCAACACCAUGAAUUCGGUCCGCUACACCACUUUAGGAAUGGGCAGUGCGUGUCUUCAUUCUGCAACCAGACUUUUCAGCAGUUCGGCUACACCGUGGGAUGUGCUGAGACAUCAACUGGGGGCAGCUACCCUUCUCAGUCGCAUUCUGCAUGGUAUUCGCUGCCUGGGCCAUGCCCAAAUCUUCCAAAUGAGCAGAAGACCGAGACGUGUAAACGGGACCUUGCGGGCGGUGAAUGCGCUGAGCCGACGGGAAGCCUGAAUUGUACGUUCCACCUCGAAUACGCAGGAAAUGUGUCUCUUGAUGAGCUCAGUGGCCGAAACACCUCGACCAGCUUGAAGGAUUGGUGUGCUGCUGGACAUGUGGAGUACGACCCCUCGACGGACCGAGGAGUUGGAAUGGACUUCUGGAACGGUCUGACGAAUGGCUCACGUGGCAAGGAGAGGAUGUACAAGCUGUCCUACCUUUUCUGGAAGAAGUACCCGAAUUUUCCCAAGCUUUUGCCUGAACCCUGUACGCGGCGGACUCGCUAA
This is a messenger RNA of Durusdinium trenchii, 1674 nucleotides long. NCBI's taxonomy places the organism in Eukaryota, Dinophyceae, Suessiales, Symbiodiniaceae. The record is from the annotation of a GenBank genome assembly.